Colius striatus (speckled mousebird) is the source of this 859-nucleotide messenger RNA. It is a transcript of the gene BUD31, whose product is annotated as BUD31 homolog. NCBI's taxonomy places the organism in Eukaryota, Metazoa, Chordata, Aves, Coliiformes, Coliidae. Gene Ontology annotation, biological process: mRNA splicing, via spliceosome. Gene Ontology annotation, cellular component: spliceosomal complex; nucleus. The transcript has 5 exons. The record is from RefSeq and is a predicted model, not a curated record. The coding region runs from base 216 to 650 and encodes 144 amino acids.
GCGGCGGCGCGCACGGCGGGGAGUUUCCCUUCAGGCACUGCGGUGGACGCCGCAGAGCAGGCGGGGCCAGCGGCGGCCCUGGCGCGAGAGGCCCCGCGGUGACGGUACCGGCGGCGCGCGAGCCGCGGCCUGCGGGAGGACUUUGAAGCAGCCACACGUUUGAGUGCAGGCAAACCCUUGUUGCCUCACCCUUCACCUUCUUCCUUGCUGAGGAAAUGCCCAAAGUGAAGAGGAGCAGGAAGCCUCCCCCAGAUGGCUGGGAGCUGAUCGAGCCAACCUUGGAUGAGCUGGAUCAGAAGAUGAGAGAAGCGGAGACUGAGCCUCAUGAAGGGAAGAGGAAAGUGGAAUCCCUUUGGCCUAUCUUCAGGAUUCAUCACCAGAAAACACGUUACAUCUUUGAUCUCUUCUAUAAAAGAAAAGCCAUCAGCAGAGAGCUCUACGAGUACUGCAUCAAGGAAGGAUACGCUGACAAAAACCUGAUUGCGAAGUGGAAGAAACAGGGUUAUGAGAACCUCUGCUGCCUGCGGUGUAUCCAGACACGGGACACCAACUUUGGAACCAACUGCAUCUGCAGGGUCCCCAAAAGCAAGCUGGAAGUGGGGAGAAUCAUUGAAUGCACUCACUGCGGAUGCAGAGGCUGUUCUGGGUGAAGCCUUUAGCUGUAAGACCGCUUUUUGAACUCUUAAGGAAUAUCAUCCUACAUCACGGACUAUUAAUUGCAGUUACAGCCACUUCCUGUGUGAUUGGAUAUUUCUCUAUUACAAUUGAAGCAGCAUCUGGAUCAUAUAUACGAUGGUGGUGUGUGGGAGUAGGUUUUUGUAUAGCUAUUUCUGUUAAAAUAAAGUCUGCCCUCCCCUGA